CUUAGUCACUUUUAAGUGUCAAGGGUAUAUAAAUGCGUGUGCUGACCCCCAAGCCUGCAUUCUAAUAGUUCGGGUUGGUCUCACAGCAAAUCCCAGCAUGAAUGCAGUCUGUGUGGUUCUUGUGCUCAUCGGCAGCGUGCAGAGCAUUGCAUCUGACGCCGUGCUCGAAGCGGAGUGGAAGUCCUUUAAGGAGAUGCACGGGAGAAGCUAUGCUGGCGACAGCGAGGAGCUGCUGCGCAGGCGAAUCUUCGAGGACAACAAGAAGCUGAUUGACACGCACAAUGCACGCUACGAAGCCGGCAAGGAGACCUACAAGAUGGGCGUAAACGAGUUUACGGAUUUGCUGCCUUCUGAAUUCGUAUCUAGGAUGAUGGGCAGCCUGAAUAGGACGGCUGUGACUGCGGAUUACAUUUAUGAGCCAUCCGCGAACCUUCAGAUUCCGGAGAGCAUAGACUGGCGCACCAAGGGCGCGGUCAGUCCCGUCAAAAAUCAGGGCACAUGCGGCUCCUGCUGGACCUUUGCCGCAGUUGGCACUUUGGAGGGUCAGAGUUUUCUAAGGACCAAAAGAAUGGUUGAGUUGUCCGAACAGAAUCUGCUGGACUGCUCCUCUCACCCGCCGUACAGAAACCACGGCUGCCAGAGGGGCUAUCCGUAUGAUGCACUCAGAUAUGUUAAGGAUAACCAAGGCUUAGACACGCGCAGUUCGUAUCCCUAUCAGGGUGUCCAGGGCCGUUGUCGGUUCCGUAAGGAGCAUGUCGGAGUCAGAAUCAAAGGCGUUGCCACAGUCAGGUCUGGCGAUGAGCGCGCUUUGCAAGCGGCCGUCGCCGAGAAGGGACCAAUUGCUGUGGGCAUCGAUGUGCAGCAUCUGCAGCACUACCAUUCUGGAAUUUAUAAUAGGCCCUGCUUCGGUCCCGCAUUCCUACAUGCCGUUGUGCUGGUGGGCUACGGCAGGGACAGAGGCCACGAUUACUGGCUGCUUAAGAACUCCUGGGGCAACUGGGGCGAAGCUGGCUAUUUUCGCAUGGCCCGCAACAGCCAAUUCGUAUUGCUAAAAAUAAAUAUUCCCAAAUUUGAAUAUGGCAUGCGGGACGAUAAGAAAUUGAAAGUCUUAGUCACUUUUAAGUGUCAAGGGUAUAUAAAUGCGUGUGCUGACCCCCAAGCCUGCAUUCUAAUAGUUCGGGUUGGUCUCACAGCAAAUCCCAGCAUGAAUGCAGUCUGUGUGGUUCUUGUGCUCAUCGGCAGCGUGCAGAGCAUUGCAUCUGACGCCGUGCUCGAAGCGGAGUGGAAGUCCUUUAAGGAGAUGCACGGGAGAAGCUAUGCUGGCGACAGCGAGGAGCUGCUGCGCAGGCGAAUCUUCGAGGACAACAAGAAGCUGAUUGACACGCACAAUGCACGCUACGAAGCCGGCAAGGAGACCUACAAGAUGGGCGUAAACGAGUUUACGGAUUUGCUGCCUUCUGAAUUCGUAUCUAGGAUGAUGGGCAGCCUGAAUAGGACGGCUGUGACUGCGGAUUACAUUUAUGAGCCAUCCGCGAACCUUCAGAUUCCGGAGAGCAUAGACUGGCGCACCAAGGGCGCGGUCAGUCCCGUCAAAAAUCAGGGCACAUGCGGCUCCUGCUGGACCUUUGCCGCAGUUGGCACUUUGGAGGGUCAGAGUUUUCUAAGGACCAAAAGAAUGGUUGAGUUGUCCGAACAGAAUCUGCUGGACUGCUCCUCUCACCCGCCGUACAGAAACCACGGCUGCCAGAGGGGCUAUCCGUAUGAUGCACUCAGAUAUGUUAAGGAUAACCAAGGCUUAGACACGCGCAGUUCGUAUCCCUAUCAGGGUGUCCAGGGCCGUUGUCGUUUCCGUAGAGAGCAUGUCGGUGUCAGAAUCAAAGGCGUUGCCACGGUCAGAUCUGGCGAUGAGCGCGCCUUGCAAGCGGCCGUCGCUGAGAAGGGUCCAAUUGCGGGACCAUCGAUGCGAAGCAUCUGCAGCACUACCAUUCAGGAAUCUACAACCAGCCUUGCUCUGGUUCCACAUACUUCCAUGCCGUUGUGCUGGUGGGCUACGGCAGGGACAGAGGCCACGAUUACUGGCUGCUUAAGAACUCCUGGGGCAACUGGGGCGAAGCUGGCUAUUUUCGCAUGGCCCGCAACAGCCGUAAUCUUUGCUAUAUCGCCAGCUGGCCAACUUAUCCACUGCUCUAAUCAAUAUAUAUAAAUAUUCAUAUAAUCUCAUAAUGUAGCAUUUCAAAAGCCACAAUCUUUGCUCUUUCGCCAGCUGGCACGUUUAUCCACUAAACUAAUUAAUGUAUAAAUAUAUCUUUGCAAAUUUAAUUAUGUAUUCUUUAUA
Molecule: messenger RNA, 2335 nt
Organism: Drosophila virilis
Lineage: Eukaryota; Metazoa; Arthropoda; Insecta; Diptera; Drosophilidae
Product: cathepsin L-like peptidase
Biological process (GO): positive regulation of apoptotic signaling pathway; immune response; positive regulation of peptidase activity
Cellular component (GO): lysosome
Molecular function (GO): cysteine-type endopeptidase activity; cysteine-type endopeptidase activator activity involved in apoptotic process
Source: RefSeq, a predicted model, not a curated record